Messenger RNA from Atta colombica, 2174 nucleotides. Its product is annotated as NADH dehydrogenase [ubiquinone] 1 alpha subcomplex assembly factor 3. Gene Ontology annotation, cellular component: mitochondrial inner membrane. The transcript is spliced from 3 exons. The record is from RefSeq and is a predicted model, not a curated record. NCBI's taxonomy places the organism in Eukaryota, Metazoa, Arthropoda, Insecta, Hymenoptera, Formicidae. Gene Ontology annotation, biological process: mitochondrial respiratory chain complex I assembly. Bases 122 to 730 code for a protein of 202 amino acids.
GAUUUUGUUGAAUGGUUCGCCACGCAAUCCAAUGCAAUUGUAAAAAGUCAAACUAAUCUGAAUCUCUGUCCGCUGCUGCUAAUCUGGACUUCGCGACGCAGUGGACCUGCCUCGGAAUACAAUGAACAUGAUCGGCAGAUUAUGUCAAUUGAGGCCAAUGUUACAAGGUUACAGGAAUUUAUACCUUACACAUGUUAAAAAUGCAUAUGAAGGAUCUGGCAAAACCACCGUAACAUUUAUCAGUAAGGAGAUAGGUUCUCGAAUCUAUGUGAAUCGUUGUGAUCAGAUGGGAUUCACGUUGAGUACCGGUACAAAAGUGUUGGGGCCAACAGUGCUCUUUCCCAGACACGCUAUCUGCUGGAACAUUCAGUCUGGCAAGCACAUAAAUGAGGCUUCGCUUUCGUUAUUCACUGUCCUCGAGCCAAAGCCUGAUGUUUUGAUCAUUGGAUUGGAUGAUCAGUACGAUUUUGCUUAUAUGAAAAGUCUUCGAGAAUAUGUACACAAGCUUGGUAUCAAUACGGAAAUAAUUUCUGUAUACAAUGCAUGCACGGUGUUUAACUUCAUCAAUGAGGAGGGUAGAUUCGUCGUUGCAGCAUUAAUACCGCAAAAAGCACCUAAACGAUUACUGAAGCUAUCACAGAGUAAACCUGCGAAACAAAUAAUGGACUCUGAUAGUUCUGAAAACAGCAAAACGGACAGUGCAAAAACAGAAAGUACAAGAAAUAGAUAGAAUAUAUAGAGGUACAUAUAUAUGAUAAUUUGCGAGAAGACUGUAUUAUAUUGUAUAAUAAAAUAACUUCUGUAAAUUAUAUAUAAGACUACAAAAUUUCCAUUUUGCUCAAAAUAAAACGUUAAAUUUUUUAAGAAAAAGAGAAAUAAAGGGUUCAAUUAAAACGAGUUUAUACGAAUUAAUAUCAUCGAAGAAAAUCAAUAAAUUGCUUAAAUUAAAUAAAACUACAUUUUAUAGGUAUACGCCGAUGAACUAAAACGAGAUUUAGGCGAUGAGGCUUAUAAUUUACGUAAUAAAACAAUUUUAUACAAUCGCGUGGUUCGAAUAAAAGUCAUUAGCUUUUAAAUAUCAAGAAUGUUUCAAAAUCUAAUAAAGGUAGCCACACAAAUUUCACCGUCUCGACAUUUGACAUUUUGUUAAAGGUUCUUUGUAAUAUUCCAAAUCGAGAUCCUGGUGAAGUAAAAGUCAAAAAGAGAAAUUUAUCCUGGCGAAGUAAAAAUCAAAAAGAGAAAUUUAGUAAUCAGUCUGUUCUGCGUUCGUUUCUAUGAAUUUUCGUACCUUUUUACUGAUCAGAAAAAUUAUCAAGAUAGAUAAUAUUUUCAAGUUUAACGUUUUAAAAACAAAAACGCUGUAUACUCGAAUUCCGAGAUUCUCUGAACACGGAUGAUCAUAUAAAUCGGUCACGUGAAACGUGACUUUUGAAAAACGGCAUAUCUCAUAUUAUUUUUAUAUAACAUCGAUACAUCCAGUUGUGUGGUUUUAUUGUAUACCGAUUAAAAAAAUUAAUUUCUCGACGAAUUAAAUAUACAAGUAAAUUUUUUCUUUUGCUUUUUGCUACUUCUCGUCCCACAUGAGACGAAGUGAUACAGUUUUCUCGACUGUUCGGAAAGAUCACAGUAUGAAUAAUAAACGAUGCCUUUGACGGAUAAGAGUAUAUUCAACUUGAUUUAUUUUCACACCAGAAAUGUACAAGAGACGGGUCGUAAAAGCUCUGAGACUGAAUGGAUUAUCAUAAAACAAAGGGUUUGGAAGAAAUUCGUGACUUGUCACUUUCAGAGCUUCUCGUAGCUUUCGGGUAAUGGAUAAUUCAUAUAAAUACAUUUCUUCCACCGUGGCUCUGAUCUAUAUGCUACAGGAUCCUUUGUGAACAAUAUGCAUGUAUUUCUCCAAGCGGACGAUCAUGAAAAAUUUUAAAAGGAUGACGAGGAUAACAAACAGCUGAGAAUUAAAGGACUCAUUUCGUGCAAAUGCAGACAGGUGGUUUUAACAAAUGUAUUGAACGCAAACUUUACAAAACAAUUCUCUCGAUUCUUUACUGGACUAGAUGCUUUAUCGUAAUAUUGUAUUCGACAGGGAUUACUUCUGAGCAGGGACUCGUAUCGAAAUUACAUUUCAUAUUAAAAUUUCGGCCUGGUUAAGAUUAUGAUCCAAGGCUAUAUCCAAA